UCCACGAGCAGGUGGAACGGCGCGAGCGAAACUAACCGGUGGAAUAACUGAUGGUUGGCGAGCGCGAAAAACCAUUUAGCAGUUUAUCACUGGGACUUUAUUACUUCAAAGUGAACUUCUGACUCGCAACACGUACUAACUGUAUAAAAACGGCACAAUUAAAGCUGCAACCAUACGGAACCGUGUGUGUCUAAUCACCACUCGACACAUGCAGCCUGACGUGUCCAGAUUUUUUUCACCUCUUAGAGUUCUGCUCCACUAAAUGGCCAUAGCCUAUUUGAAGACGACGAACAGCGCGAUUUUAAAAUGACAAUUGCAUCUCAGAAUUCACCGGUUGCACGCUCAAGGAAAGUCUCCAUUGCAAGGACGCGCUGGGGUCGUUGGUGAGAUAUUUUUUCCAAAUGUGACGCGCCAUAUUGGUGUCUGAAAUAUGCUGCAGAGUUCUGAUAGCUGACGAAGUUUCUGCGUGUUCUAGAGAAGAAGGAAUGGGUGAGCGUUUGUGGCCCGUUUCUCAACCCUAUCCCGUGGGGUUGCGAAGCAGUGCGUCCUGACAAGACAGACAGUGCAGACAACUUUUCCACUAUGGAUUCACAAAUACUCACAAACGCCGCAGGAGUAACGCCGUAUAUUGGACUGUUUUCUUCCCUUUGCAUAUCCUCUUACACCAAAUCAUUAGCUGGGGGGAGGUAGCUACUCAAACCACUACCAAGGAUACUUUUAAAGUAAUAUCUCCAUUCAAUUUGGCCGAUUCCCCCCUUUUUGGACUGACUAAAUCCCGUUGGCUCAUAUGGGAAUGAAACACUCUUCCCGUUGUCUACUCCUUCGGAGAAAAAUGGCGGAGUCCGACAACACAGAGCAGCAGCCUCUGAGCGCAGCCCCAUCGCAGUGUCAGCCGUCACCGCUGCCCAAGCCCGUCACGUCCAUCCAGUCUGUCCAUCACUUGCCCCGGCCCGCCCACACCCCGCACUCCACCACCCUUCCCAGCUGCCCCGGCCGUGGCAAGAUGUCCAAAUUCCUGGACCCGGAGGAUAUGACAUCGCGAGAUUACUACUUUGAUUCCUACGCUCACUUUGGAAUACAUGAGGAGAUGUUGAAGGAUGAGGUGCGAACUCUGACCUACAGGAACUCCAUGUACCACAACAAACACGUCUUCAAGGACAAGAUUGUGCUGGACGUGGGCAGCGGAACUGGCAUCCUGUCCAUGUUUGCUGCCAAAGCUGGUGCCAAGCAUGUGUACGGGAUCGAAUGCUCCAGUAUAUCAGAAUAUUCAGAGAAGAUCAUCAAAGCCAACCAUCUGGACAGUGUGAUCACUAUAUUCAAGGGGAAAGUGGAGGAGGCGGAGUUACCUGUGGAGCAGGUGGACAUCAUCAUCUCCGAGUGGAUGGGCUACUGCCUCUUCUAUGAGUCCAUGCUCAACACCGUCAUCUACGCCAGGGACAAGUGGCUGAAACCUGAUGGUCUGAUGUUUCCGGACAGAGCAGCACUGUACGUGGUCGCCAUUGAAGACCGGCAGUACAAAGACUUCAAAAUCCACUGGUGGGAGAACGUGUACGGGUUUGACAUGACGUGCAUCAGGAACGUGGCCAUAAAGGAACCUUUGGUGGACAUCGUGGACCCCAAGCAAGUGGUCACCAACUCCUGCCUUGUCAAGGAAGUGGACAUCUACACAGUGAAGCCAGAGGACCUGUCCUUCGCCUCCGCCUUCUGCCUGCAGGUCCAGCGCAACGACUACGUCCAUGCGCUCGUCACCUACUUCAACAUCGAGUUCACCAAGUGUCACAAGAAAACAGGCUUUUCUACAGCACCCGAUGCUCCGUACACACACUGGAAGCAGACAGUGUUUUACCUGGAGGAGUAUCUCACCGUGAAGAGAGGGGAGGAGAUCAAAGGCACCAUCGCCAUGAAGCCCAAUGACAAAAAUGUGCGCGAUCUGGACUUUUCCUUUGAACUGGAUUUCAAGGGCCAGUUGAGUGAGGCUGCUAUCGCUCAUGAUUACAAGAUGCGCUAAGCACGCCUGUCCAGCAGGGGGCACCAGAGCGCUGUGCAGCCACUCUUCCCCAGGGCCAAAGGCCACCCGUCCUGGUAACAGGCACCCCAGAAGAAGACAGCAGAGCGGCUGACGAGGCCAGUGGUGGAUGUCGAUGAGCAACAACAACAACACCAACAACAACAACAACGAUGAGACAGGACUGGUUGGGAUGUACAGAGCCAGCGCUCCACUGCUUCAGCCUGCUGUCUACACACACACACACACACACACACACACACACACACACACACACACACACACACACACACACACACACACACACACACACACACACACACACACACACACACA
Messenger RNA from Alosa alosa (allis shad), 2341 nucleotides. It is a transcript of the gene prmt8a, whose product is annotated as protein arginine N-methyltransferase 8-B. Gene Ontology annotation, biological process: peptidyl-arginine methylation. Gene Ontology annotation, molecular function: protein-arginine N-methyltransferase activity. Lineage: Eukaryota; Metazoa; Chordata; Actinopteri; Clupeiformes; Clupeidae. The transcript is spliced from 10 exons. Gene Ontology annotation, cellular component: plasma membrane. The coding region runs from base 788 to 2008 and encodes 406 amino acids. The record is from RefSeq and is a predicted model, not a curated record.